Messenger RNA from Catharus ustulatus (Swainson's thrush), 1587 nucleotides. RefSeq names its product thiamine transporter 2-like. Lineage: Eukaryota; Metazoa; Chordata; Aves; Passeriformes; Turdidae. Gene Ontology annotation, molecular function: thiamine transmembrane transporter activity. The coding region runs from base 106 to 1587 and encodes 493 amino acids. The record is from RefSeq and is a predicted model, not a curated record. Gene Ontology annotation, biological process: transmembrane transport; vitamin transport. Gene Ontology annotation, cellular component: plasma membrane. The transcript is spliced from 6 exons.
UACACACAGGACAACCAGAAGUAAGAUUGGGAACACUAGAAGGAGGCUUUUCCCUUGGAAGUAAGAAAGGAAGAGCUCCUGCACAGAAGCUUUGCUGCAGAGGCCAUGGGCUGUUGGAAGCAAGAGAAAACCAACACCUGGGUUUUUCCCACCCUGAUCCUCUGCCUCUAUGGAUUCUUCUACAUGAUGAAACCAUCAGAACCUUUCCUAACACCCUAUCUAACAGGACCAGACAAAAACCUGACCAUAGAUGAGGUUACCAACCAGAUUCUGCCAGUUUGGACAUACUCCUACCUCGCUCUCCUUUUCCCAGUGUUCCUGCUCACAGACUACGUGCGCUACAAGCCCGUGCUGCUCCUGCAGGGCUCCAGCCUCAUCGUCACCUGGCUCCUGCUGCUCUUUGCACAUGGAGUGGUGGCCAUGCAGGUGGUGGAAUUCUUCUACGGCAUGGUCACAGCCACCGAGGUGGCCUAUUACGCCUACAUCUACAGCGUGGUCAGCACCCAGCACUACCAGAGGGUCACCAGCUACUGCAGGAGCGUCACUCUGGUGGCAGCCACCGUGGCCGCCGUGCUGGGACAGCUGCUGGUGUCCUUAGCACACGUCUCCUACUUCUACCUCAACGCCAUGACCUUGGCUUCCGUGUCCGUGGCCUUCCUGUGUGCAUUCUUCCUGCCCAUGCCCCAGAGGAGCAUGUUCUUCCACAGGAAGGAUGGCCCUGAGCCUCUGCCAGGGCCUGACAAAGGGCUGGCUGCGGGCACUGCCCACAGCCCCUCGAGCUGCCCGCAGGAAAGGAGCCCCGAGGCUGCUGCCAGGGGCCCGAGCCCCCAGCCCCAGGCUGGGAAUGCCAGGCCCCAGGGGCACAUGCUCAGCGUGCUGCUGCAGCUGGGCAGGGACCUGAGGGAUUGCUACGGCUCCCGCAAACUCCUCUACUGGUCCCUGUGGUGGGCUCUGGCCACGGCCGGCUUUAACCAGGUGGUGAAUUAUGUCCAGGUGCUGUGGGACCUGCGAGCCCCCUCCCACAGCUCUGCAGUGUACAACGGAGCUGUCGAAGCAAUAGCAAUGUUUCUGAGCUCAGUAACAUCUUUCCUAGUGCAAUAUAUGAAGAUUAACUGGGACCAUUUUGGAGAACUGGCUUUAGGGUUCUUCUCUGCAAUAGAUGCUGGUUGUUUGUUUCUCAUGCACUUCUCUACCAGCAUCUGGGCAUGUUAUGCUGGAUAUCUCAUUUUCAAGGCAUGCUAUGUGCUCCUUCUGACAAUUGCAACGUUCCAGAUCGCUGUCAAUCUGAGCAUGGAACGCUAUGCCCUGAUGUUUGGAUUCAACAACUUCAUUGCCCUGCUAAUUCAGACCAUUCUCACAAUAGUUGUCGUAGAUUCAAGAGGCCUGGGACUGGACAUAGUGACCCAAUUUUUAAUUUAUGGCAGCUACUUCACAGUCAUACAUGGGAUUUUCAUGAUCAGAAGCAUUUGUGUGCUGGUCUCAUGCAAAUGCCAAAGGAAAAUAGUGAGAUCUUGCACAGAGCAGCUGAACCAGACUGAGCAUGAUUCAAGAGAGCAGAUUGUCACAAGCUACAUGACACGGCCGUAG